This is a messenger RNA of Nymphalis io (European peacock), 1030 nucleotides long. RefSeq lists its product as uncharacterized. The record is from RefSeq and is a predicted model, not a curated record. Bases 257 to 772 code for a protein of 171 amino acids. The transcript is spliced from 6 exons. NCBI's taxonomy places the organism in Eukaryota, Metazoa, Arthropoda, Insecta, Lepidoptera, Nymphalidae.
AAUAACCUGGGUAGCGUCAAUCGAACUAUUUCGUUCGAGGUCAGUCUAUUUUAGUCACCACCCAAGUAGAAGAAAACUGUGUGUUCUUAAUAAAUACAAGUUUUUAAUAAAAUCCUUUGAAUGGGUACUGAAUAAUAACAUAAAUAUGAAAGCAAAUAAUUAAUGAUAUAUGACUACUUAUUUAUUUAGAAGUGAAGUGAAGUUUAUAUCGUGACACUUUAAUCUGUAAAGUUAAUUAUCUUAUAAAUAUACGAAAAUGUUUAUACUUUUACUUUUUUCGUUUUGUUUAUUAUCACAUACUUUUGCUGAAUCUAGCAGCCUAGACAAUUCAACGGCAGAAUGCGGUGAACUUGGCGAUUGUAUUACUAUAAACUGUAAUAAUAAAUGCGGCUGCGAUAGUUCAUCAGCAGUACUAUUCUACAAUGAAACACUUAAUGAAUGUGUUGUCAACGUAAAAAAACUUUUACAAACGCUGACGGAAAAAUAUAAUAAUCAAGAUAGAAUUCGAUUGAGUGUUGAAAAUGUAUUUCAAGGAAUAAUGUUCUCAGCCAUAUUGUUUGGAUCAUGUGCUUCAAUAUGUGCAAUUACAGCUUGUAUUUAUUGUUUUAGAAUUAACUACAUGGAUACACGCCUUAAAAACGAUGUCGAAGCUUUAGCUGUCAAGUUGAAAAGAGAAUGUCGAUUUAAAAAUAUGUCCUCCAAACAGCCAACACAACCAGCCUCUGAGAGCUGUAAUAUAAUUGUAGAAGAAGCCGGCGUUUUUGUUGUAUAAUUUAUGAUUUAGUAAUAUCUGAAUAAAAGUUGCUGCAACACAUAAUGCUUCAACUUAAGGAGUUAUGUUUUAAAUCCUUGAAUUGCAACAUUAUGGUAAAUGUGCUUAUUAAACUUCUCUUCUCUUUUUGUAUUCGAUGGAUAUAAAAUAAUAAUUAUAUUGACAAAUUCUAGAAAUCUUUAAGUGCACUUUUAUAUUUUUUUAAGUAACGACACGAAUUUUUUUGUUUUAUUUUUUGCUUUUGUAAAACUCUCAUUA